CCUUGAAGAUCGAAAACAAAUCCAAAAAUAAAUAAUAAACUACAAGAGGUUCUUUGUACACUUAGUGGCACUGCAUGUGCUGUGGAAUCACUCAGUUAUUGCCUUAUAUUCUAAUCAACCACCGGCCAUCUAUUAUACUCCUCCUUCCUUAUAUUAUCACUGUCUUCUCCAUGCCUGUCACCCCUCUCCAUCUCGCGUCCCUUGAGACCUUUCCUUCCCAAAUCUGAAUUAUAAUUUCAUAGUUACUAAUAAUGGGUGAGGAAGCUAAACAGGAGCAACCCAAAGUGGAGGAGAAGAAACAAGAGAAGCAAGAAGAGAAAGCAGAAGAGAAGAAGGAAGAGAAGCAAGAGGAGAAAGUAGAAGAGAAGAAGGAAGAGCCUAAACCACCAUCACCUUGCGUGCUGUUUGUGGACCUGCAUUGUAUGGGAUGUGCCAAGAAAAUUCAGAAGUCAGUUAUGAAAAUGAGAGGAGUUGAGGGAGUGGUCAUUGAUAUGGCUAAAAAUGAAGUGACCAUAAAGGGAAUAGUGGAGCCUCAAGCAAUCUGCAACAGAAUAACCAAGAAAAUAAAGAGGAGAGCCAAAAUCAUAUCUCCACUGCCUGAAGCAGAAGGAGAACCUAUACCAGAGGUUGUAACUUCUCAGGUUAGUGAACCAGUAACUUUGGAACUUAACGUGAACAUGCACUGUGAGGCCUGUGCUGAGCAACUGAAGAAAAAGAUACUCAAAAUGAGAGGAGUGCAGACGGCAGAGACAGAGCUGAGCACAGGGAAGGUGACAGUGACAGGGACGAUGGAUGCGAACAAGCUAGUGGAUUAUCUGUACAGGAGCACCAGAAAACAAGUAACAAUAGUGCCACAAGCAAAACCAGAAUCAGAACCAGAAAAGAAUGAAGCAGAGGAGGUCAAACCUGAAGAGAAAAAAGAGGAGGAGACACCAGCAGAGGAAGGAAAGAAAGAGGAAGGCGAUGGAAGUGGUGAAAACAAAAGUGAGAAUAAUGAAGAAGAAAAGGGUGGGGAAGAAGAAGGAGGAGGAGGAGGAGAACAGAUAGAGAUGAUCAAUAUGGAAGAUGAAAGGAUGAAGAGGAUGAUGUACUAUUACCAACCACUCUAUGUAGUUGAACGAAUCCCACCACCUCAGCUAUUCAGUGAUGAAAACCCAAAUGCAUGUUGCAUCUCGUAAAUUCUAAGAGGAGAGGAGUUAAAA
Molecule: messenger RNA, 1202 nt
Organism: Neltuma alba
Lineage: Eukaryota; Viridiplantae; Streptophyta; Magnoliopsida; Fabales; Fabaceae
Product: heavy metal-associated isoprenylated plant protein 9
Exons: 5
Coding region: 252-1178 (308 amino acids)
Molecular function (GO): metal ion binding
Source: RefSeq, a predicted model, not a curated record